Funneliformis geosporum is the source of this 191-nucleotide messenger RNA. Lineage: Eukaryota; Fungi; Glomeromycota; Glomeromycetes; Glomerales; Glomeraceae. The record is from the annotation of a GenBank genome assembly.
AUGGCUCAGUCAUUGAAAAUUCCGAAAUCGACUCUACUUAUUUAUGCAGAGUCGACUCAGCCGUCGACUCUGACUCCAACGGCUGGUAAUGUUAAAUAUCAAAAAUAUUUGGAUAGUUUACAAAAUGAGCUUUGGGUUAAUUCAGCAAUCAAGAGACAUUUUGACGAAAUUAUAUUGAUAAAAAGCCAAAG